UACCGUUACCUUUUUAAAUAUUAGUUUGUGACUGUAUAGAUAUAUUUUUAAGUUUGGCGACACCGGCGGUUUACGCUUGGUGUUAUGAGCGACACACGGAGGUCAGACGUGCAGUGGGCAGCCGACUGUCGUGUCCGAUUCUCACAAAGCUGCUGGUGCUUUGAAAGCUGCCUGAUGAUGUUGUAGCAUCGAUCAUCUUAAAAGUGAAGCAUGCCUGGGAAAUUAAAGGCCAAAAUUGUGGCAGGGCGCCACUUGCCUGUGAUGGACAGAGCUAGUGAUCUCACUGAUGCUUUUGUGGAGGUCAAAUUUGGUAACACAACAUUCAAAACGGGUGUCUGUCCAAAGUCCCUCAACCCGCAGUGGAACUCUGAGUGGUUCAAAUUUGAGGUCGACGAUGAAGACUUGCAGGAUGAGCCCUUACAAAUUACAGUGUUGGACCAUGACACUUACAGUGCUAAUGAUGCCAUCGGGAAGGUUUACAUUGACAUUGACCCACUACUGUGCAGUGAGGCUGCUUCUGUUAUCUCUGGCUGGCUUCCCAUCUAUGACACCAUCCACGGUAUCCGAGGGGAAAUCAAUAUCAUCGUGAAAGUGGAGCUCUUCAAUGAUUUGAACCGUUUCAGACAGUCCUCCUGUGGGGUCAAGUUCUUCUGCACUACAUCUAUUCCACGUUGCUACCGGGCAGUAAUGGUUCACGGAUUUGUGGAAGAACUUGUUGUGAAUGAAGAUCCAGAGUACCAGUGGAUUGACCGUAUUCGAACUCCUCGGGCCUCCAACGAGGCUCGUCAAAGGCUCAUCUCUCUCAUGUCUGGAGAGCUACAGAGGAAGAUUGGGCUUAAGGUCCUAGAAAUGGGUGGGAAUGCUGUGGUGGGCUAUCUGCAGUGUUUUGACCUGGAGGGAGAAUCAGGCCUGGUUGUGCGGGCUAUAGGUACCGCCUGUACACUGGAAAAACUCAGCUCUGGAAGUGCCCCCAACACCAACACUCACAUUCACCCUAACACAGCACCUGCUUCCAAUGCCUGCAAUUCCCCUUCUAAAGAUGGAAAGGAGCCGGUAUUUGGUGAGGACCUCCCUUCGUCCUCUGGCCCGCCUACCCCUUUCAGAGCCCUUCACACAUCCUCCUCCUCUCCUCCCCCCUUCUUUCCCUCCAAGCCAUGCAGCCGCCAGUCCUCAUCAUCAGACACAGACCUCAGUAUGACGCCCAAGACGGGAAUGGGCAGUGGGGGCAGCGCUGGGAAGGAGGUGGGACCGCUGAAGACCCUGCUCAGACAGCAGACGCAAACAGCGCUUGAACAGAGGGAAUUCCCAUUCUUCACCUUAACAUCUUUCCCACCUGCUUUUCUGGUUCAUCUUGGUGGAGUGGUCAGCGCACGCUCUGUCAAAUUGCUGGACCGGAUACACAACCCUGCCUUGGGUAACACGCGCUCAUACAAACUGCUAGACUGGAAUAGUGUCACUGCAGAUGAGCCAGAGACUCGUGAUGCUUGGUGGGAAGAGAUUCGUCAGGAGAUCAAAUCUCAUGCCAGAGCUCUUGGUUGCCAUGCUGUUGUGGGGUACAGUGAGAACACGAGCAUCUGUGAAGAGGUCUGUAUUCUGUCGGCGUCGGGUACUGCAGCCAUCUUGAAUCCUCGGUACAUGCGUGAAGGCUGUCUAGACAUCGGAAGCAUUGACCACAGGUUUGAUGAGCCUUCUCCCCCAAGCUGUGGCUUCUGUCAUAUCCCAUAUGAUGAACUCAACAUUCCAUUUCCUGCGCAACUCACCUACUGUUACCACUGUAGGCGACAGAAGGUUCCUGAUGUACUGUUUACAACAGUUGAUUUACCACCAGAAGCAGCUGUUACAGGGAAGGGUUGCCUUAUUCAGGCCAGGCUGUGUCGUCUAAAGAAGAAAGCCCAAGGAGAGGUGAAUGCAACAGCGAUCUCCAACCUGCUGCCUUUCAUGGAGUAUGAGCUGCACACUCAGCUGAUGAACAAAAUGAAGCUGCGCAGCAUGAACGCUCUGUUUGGAUUAUGCAUACAAAUCAGCAUUGGCGAGAACAUGUUGCUGGGACUGGCUUCUGCUACAGGAGUCUAUCUCACAGCCUUGCCUGCACCAGGAGGCAUCCAGAUUGCAGGGAAGACUCCUGGUGAGCUGAACAAUGAGCAUCAUAUUUCGACCAUCCAGAAAAGGAUCAAUGACACUAUAUCCAAGAACAAAGAGCUCUAUCAAAUAACUCCCCCGAAAUUAUUUGCCCUGGACCCUGAUGUGUUCGGCGGCAUAAAAAUGGAGCUGAUGGAAGAAGCAGUUGGCUCUCCAAUCCCUGAGCCCAGACAACGAACCAAGCUCUUUCGUUCUCAUUCUGAGAGCUCAGAUGAGCUCUCAGAACUGGACCUCUCUCAUGGCAAGAAGGAUGCCUUUGUCCUGGAGGUAGAUGACACUGAUGCUAUUGAGGACAUCCACUCCCUUCUCACUGAUGCACCGCCGCCUACAGGUUUUUACAGCUGUAACGCAGAAAUCAUGCCUGGGAUUAACAACUGGACUUCAGGAGUACAGAUGUUCACAUCAGUGAGGGUCUUUAGGUUGAGUAAUGCCAAUCUUACCAAUCAAGCUUUGAAUAAGAUCUUCACUGACCUUUGUGAAAAUCUGUUAAAGAGUUUUUACUUCAAGUUGCGCUCCAUGAUACCCUGCUGUCUUUGUCAUCUCAACUUCACUGUAGCUGUGCCAGAAGAGGAGCUGAUUCAGGUUGCAGUCACAGCAGUUGCCAUGAGCUUUGACAAGGAUCAGACUCAGGAGAAACCAGGAGACAAGGCCACCGCCAAAGGUGGCAAUGAGGCAGAAGAGCAGUUGCAGUUUCCCCUGGAGUUAUGUGCAGAGUCAUCGAGUAGUAUUCAAGCAUCAGCCAAAAUCUCAGGUGUCCCAGAGAGUGCCAAUGUCUCCACACGAGCUGCCUCCGUUGAUUACGGUUCCUUUGCAGACAGAUGCAGCACCUGGCUAGAGCUGCUUAGACUGAAAGCUCACACCAUAAGACGGGGAUCAGUUAAGACAAGUAGGAGGACACAGUCUCUAGCACACUCUGUCUCAUCAUUGGAGCAUUCCAGUCCACUACCAGAGGGACGCUCUCGCUCGUUGCGCUCCAACCGUUCAUUCGGAGGCAGUUCUGUCCCAGUGGUGAAGAUGACACCACUUUCCUUCCUUCCUGGGACACGCAUCAUUAAGUACCUCGGGAUCAUCAACAUGUUCUUUAUCAGAGAGACAUCUUCAUUACGGGAGGAAGGUGGUGUCAGCGGGUUCCUCCAUACUUUCAUAGCAGAGGUGUUUGCAAUGGUUCGAGCCCAUGUAGCAGCUCUGGGUGGCAAUGCGGUAGUGUCCUACAACAUGAAAGAAUGUGUGUUCAUGGAAAAUCCAAACAAGAACCAGGCUCAGUGUCUCAUUAAUGUAAGUGGUGAUGCUGUCAUCUGUGUCAGAGAUACUGAUCAAGACUUUAUGUCCUCAACGACAAACAUCGGCCAGACGUGCAGCAGUGGAAUAGACGGGACUACAUGACAAUGAAACACAGACCCUCACUCAAUCUGCACAACUCUAGCCGUCCAAAUAUGAGUAAUUUACAGCGUAUGUACACCUUUAAACUCUGCAGAUAUUCCAAAGGUUAGAACACAAGUCCAUAAAGAGCAAGUACUUAUGAGUGCACACACAAAAUCAAGAACAAAGAGUGUAUGAAGAGUGCAGGACAUAGAUAAAUCUUCUGUGUUCAGAGCAUUUUUGCAGAAUUUGCUGGGAUUGGACCUGUUGAGAAUCUGUCAAAACUUUUUCAUGGGUGAACAUUCAGCCAUGCUACUCCCUCAUCUCUUAUCUUUUGCACAUACUAAAGUGCCCAUAUUAGGGCUGCCUUAGUUUACUAAAAAUGAAUAUUGGCCAUCCCCCUGUGUUUGGGCUUGAGUAACAUUUCAGGCAGUUUCCAGAAAACGUGUGCCAGUCACAACAGUCAUGUAAAGGUCAACACUGCAUGUGCUCUUUACAGCUACAGUGUGUAGGAUUUAGCAGCACUUCUUAAUAGAAAUUGAAUAUAACAUUCAUAAGUCUGUUCAUUAGUCUAUAAAUUACCUGUAACAAUGAAUUGGUGUGUUUUCAUGAGCUUAGAAUGAGCCUUUCAUUACUGCCUGACCAGAAGGGAAACAAUAUCGUGAUGGGCAAGGGUGUGAUGUAAUCUGCACCAUCAGCGCUAGAUGAUGCUAAGUCCUACAGACAGUAGCUUUAAGAUAAAAAAUUUAAAUGAAAUAGUUUUUUAACAACCAUGACCGAUCUUUGAAGUUGUCAUCCUGCAAAAUAUGCUCUGAUGUUGGCGGUCAGUUUUAGCAUGUCUGAAUUGGGAUGUCAUCCUGAUUCCACUCACAGUAUUUUUCACAUUAUUGCGUAUGUUGUCAAAACUGCUUCACAUGUCACAUAAUGUUGCAGAUUGCUGUCUUGUCUCUACCUUUGCAGAAUUAACGGGAAGAUUACUGAUAUACACAUUUUUGUAGUAAUAAUAACCAUGUCAAAGAAAACCUUUGACAUUGGACUUGCAUGGACGGCCAGUGAGAUGUAAGUUUUUGUUCUGUUUGAGCAAGUAAUUUUUUUUUUUUUUUUUGAGCUCUCCAUCUAAAAGAAUGCUAAUCAGUUGAAACCUGCAGUAUGGGCUUUUGAUUGUACAUGAUUGCCCUUCUGUGAUAUCUGGCAGUUUUAUUCAUUAAAACUCUUACAAAUUAUGAAUUUUGUUUUUAAUCUUAAACAGGUGAAAUUAAAGAACUUUUUAAAUCCCUUUAAGUCACAUCUGCAUUGAGCAGUAGGUGUGUGAUGAGUAAUAAUUGUAUAGACAUGCAGACUUUGCCAUGUAAUGUUGCAGAUUCCCCCUGACUCAUUUGUUUGAGAUCACUGUGAAUGAAAUCAGACAUUUGUCUACAAGGUUGUGUGAACUGAAGAAUCUGAGUAUUCACUUAAAGCUUUUGGAUCACUUUCUGUUGAUGCUUAUUUUUUUGUAAAAUUUAACGGCCAUAUGCCAAACUCUGUCGCUGUUACUUUGGCUUUAGUGAUGUCCUGCUACUGAUCUGACCACCUCCCUACAUUGGAAAGUGUGUCCAAAGUUUUCGCUGGUAGUAUACGUAAUUCCUGCAGUGGUAUUUAAGCAUCAUUUGUAGGUGCCUAAAAAUUGCAUGUCUUUAAAAUCAUAUUUUUGUAACAAUAAAUUUGUUAGACUUAUUUUGUCUGUGCAAUGAAUUGAUGUUGAGACUUACUGCUUCAGAGUAGCAGUAUGUUCAUAUGGUUUUAUGGUCUGGAAUUUGUGCAUAAUUUCAUAUUUUUGUAAAACUUGAAUGUAUAUAUUAGGCAGAUUUUGCUCUCUGACUAGCAGCAUGUAGACCUAUUUGUUGUUUCCAUGAUUGUGCUUGUGUGAUGCGUCUUGCACAAUAAACUAAACUAAAAUUGUA
Messenger RNA from Thalassophryne amazonica, 5438 nucleotides. It is a transcript of the gene c2cd5, whose product is annotated as C2 calcium dependent domain containing 5. Lineage: Eukaryota; Metazoa; Chordata; Actinopteri; Batrachoidiformes; Batrachoididae. The coding region runs from base 211 to 3522 and encodes 1103 amino acids. Gene Ontology annotation, molecular function: calcium-dependent phospholipid binding; calcium ion binding. The record is from RefSeq and is a predicted model, not a curated record. Gene Ontology annotation, cellular component: plasma membrane. Gene Ontology annotation, biological process: intracellular protein transmembrane transport; protein localization to plasma membrane; positive regulation of D-glucose transmembrane transport. The transcript has 30 exons.